This is a messenger RNA of Tarenaya hassleriana, 4051 nucleotides long. RefSeq names its product protein MEI2-like 4. Bases 844 to 3522 code for a protein of 892 amino acids. The transcript has 14 exons. NCBI's taxonomy places the organism in Eukaryota, Viridiplantae, Streptophyta, Magnoliopsida, Brassicales, Cleomaceae. The record is from RefSeq and is a predicted model, not a curated record. Gene Ontology annotation, molecular function: RNA binding.
UUUAGUUGCCUUGCCGUUUUAUCCACACCGCGUUACACGUUAUCCUAUCCUGCUCCUUCCCUCUUUUAUUCCCUUUUUUUUUUGUUCUUUCUCCAACAAAAAAAGAAAAAAAAGAAAAAAAAACAGCGCUUCCAUUCUCUCUCUCUUCAACCAUUUGAAUCCGAGCGUCCGGCGAGCGGAAUCUCGCCGGGAUCUUGCUUAGAUUGUCGCCGGAAUUCUCGUCCCAGCCGUUUCCGGCCAUGCAGGACGUUGGAUGAGAGGGGGAAAUUUGAUUUUUCCAAUUUCUUUAUUUUUUCAUCCGAAUUUUGCUUUGAUCCUCGAAGGAGAGAGAGAUCACCGGUAAUUUUGCUUCGUUUUUAUCUCUCUCGCCCGAACUUCCCCUGGAUCUUCAUCUCUGCCUGUGGCGAGGGAUGAGUUCAGGAGAGAGAAGAGAGAGAGAGAUGUACCUUUGAUCUUGUCGGUUUUCCCUUUUCUUUAAUUUUUUCCCAUUAAAAUAUUCUGCCGGUGAUCAUUAGAUAGAAGAAAAAAACAAAAAGAGCGAAGAGAAAAAAAAAUCGUUUCCCUGGUGGUUUCUCUCUCUUAUACGGUGGAGUAAUUUAGCUUGCAAUGCAGGGAAAAGAUGCUAAGAUCCUGUGCUGUUUCUUCGUUUCCUUUGCCUAGGGUUUCUCAUCCCUCUUUCUCAUCAACUUCAUCUCUCCUGUUUGUUCUGUUCUGAAGAGAGAGAGAGAGAGAGAGCAUUCAAACAAGCAAUAGCAUGCCCGGAGAAGAGUUGCGGUUGUUCACGUGAAGAGCAAUUUAGAAAAUUAAUCUAUAUUUCUUUUGAGGGAUCAUUUGGUUUGUACAAUGCCUUCUCAGACAAUGGAUCCGAGGGGUGUUUCUGCGCCAACCCACUAUUAUGAAGAAAUUUUCACUAAUUCUGAGAGGCACAUUGGUUAUCGGAAGCCGGACAGUGUACCUCAUGGCCAAGGUAAUGGUGGUAUGAUUUCAGGGAACAAUGGUAAGUUCGCUGGUCCUGUAUCAUCUGAACAGUUGCCAACUAAAGGUGUGGAAGAUAAUAUGAGAUUGUCUCCAUCAACUUUCGUUGGAGAACGGAUGAAAAAACCAAGAAGUGAAGAAAGAGGCCUUUUCAAUUUGCCUCGGAAUUCAUGGGCAUCUAUGGAUCUCCAACCAAACACAUGGUCAAAUUUGUACCUCCAGUCAGCGAGUCGUGGUAUGAAAGGAGAGACUGAUGUUCAUGGCAUUGGUUAUGAAAGCAGCCUUUUUUCAAGCUCGCUAUCUGAAUUAUUUAGUAGAAAAUUGAGACUGUCACAAAAUGAUAUCUUGCCUCUGGAUCCUGGCAAUCGAGUUGCUUCUGAAAAUGAGGAUGCGGAACCUUUUGAAUCUCUCGAAGAAAUUGAGGCGCAAACUAUUGGAAAUCUACUUCCUGAUGAAGAUGAUCUAUUUUCUUGCGCAAUUGGUGAAGAAAGAAAUAAUUCUCGUGCAAGUAGUGGGGAUGACUUUGAAGAUUUUGACUUGUUUAGCAGUGGUGGUGGCUUGGAACUAGAAGGGGAUGAGCUUAAAAGAGGCAGGGGCUUAAAUGGUUUUCAUAUUGGUGAUCACCCUCAGAGCAAACGUCCUUCUAGAACACUUGUUGUCCGGAAUAUUGAUGGCAGUAUUGAGGAUUUUGAGCUGAAGCCCGUUUUUGAGCAAUUUGGAGGUAUCCACACUUUUUAUUCAGCCUGCAAGCAUCAUGGAUUGGUUAUGAUUUCUUAUUACGAUAUAAGAGCUGCGCAAAAUGCAAUGAGAUCGCUUCAAUGGAAGCGCUUUGGACGACAUAACCUUGAUAUUCAUUAUGCUGCUCAAAAGGAGAAUCUGUCCGAAGAAGAUAUUAACCAAGCCACCUUGGCAGUUUCCAACCUAGAUUCUUCUCUGUCAAAUGACAAACUUCUCCAAUUUUUUGAGGUUUUUGGAGAAGUUAAGGAGAUUUAUGAAACUGCACUGAAGAAGUUCAUAGAAUUCUAUGAUAUUAGAUCUGCUGAAGCUGCAUUCUAUUCUUUGAAUGGGACUGAUGUUGCUGGCAAGCAGAUUAAGCUUGUGCGAGGCAAUCAAGGGGAUGAUUUUGAAAAUCUAGCACUUGCUCAUAUGGCAAAUGUUUCCUUCCAUAACCCAGCUCGGUCACCGUUGAACUCAUUUGCUGAACGUCAUCAGAGUUCUGGUGUUCAUAUUAGCUCGCCCUCAGCAGGGAUGAUGCCCUUCGACGAACCAACUGGUGGUGUUCAGGAGCUCCACCGGUCUUUGAAUGGUUCGGGUAACCAAGCUAUUCCAAACAUCCAUCCUCACUCCUUUCCUGAAUACCAUGAAGGCUUCGCCAUUGGUAAUACAUAUAAAGCUUCGACGAAUUCUAUGGAAGUGGUCGGAAAUGGUGUGAAACUGAAUGGAGGAUUUAAUAAUACUGCUGGUUGUACUGGUUCUGCAGCCUCUAAUGGACAUCCUGUUGGAACGAGCCCAGGCAGUUUGGGAUCACUGGGAAAUGGGCAGAGUGUUCACGUAAAUCAUCGCAUUUGGAAUAACAAUUCACAGCCCGUAAUGAAUCAUGUGAUAUGGCCUCAUUCCCCUUCUGGCAUCAACGGUGUUCAUGCUCAUCGCUUUCAGCCCGUUGCUGCAUUUCCCAGGCAACCACCUAUUCUUGUCAAGCUAGCUUCUCAUGUGCAUCACCACAUUGGAUCAGCACCCACAAUAAAACCCACUCAAUGGGAUAGAAGACAUGCUUACUUAGCAGAUUCUGCGGAAUCUCCAUCCCAUCCCAUGGACAUUUCCUCUCAUAAUGCCUUUGCUCGUGUCGCUGGAAAUCGCAUGGACAUGUCUAUGUCUCCCAUGAAUGUCGGACCAUGGUCUCCUCAUCUCUUUCCAGGAAGGAAUUCACUGAUAUCUUCUUUCGAAUCUCCUCCCAUGGAACGGGGCAGGAGUUUCUCUCACCGGAGAAAUGAUCUGAGCUCUAACAAUGGUGACAAGAAACAGUUUGAACUUGACCUUGACCGUAUACUGCAAGGGGAAGACAGCAGAACGACGUUGAUGGUAAAGAACAUACCCAAUAAGUAUACAUCUAAGAUGCUUCUUGCUGCAAUAGACGAGCAUUGCAAAGGAACUUAUGAUUUCAUCUAUCUCCCAAUUGACUUCAAGAAUAAAUGCAAUGUGGGGUAUGCUUUCAUCAACAUGACCGAUCCUAAGAACAUUAUUCCAUUCCAUAAGGCAUUUGAUGGGAAGAAGUGGGAGAAAUUCAACAGCGAGAAGGUAGCUUCAAUCGCGUACGCGAGGAUUCAGGGAAAAGCAGCUCUGAUUGCGCAUUUUCAGAACUCGAGCUUAAUGAACGAAGACAAGAGGUGCCGCCCUAUUCUCUUCCACACCCAUGGUCCUAAUGCCGGUGAUCAGGAACCGUUUCCGAUGGGUAAUAACGUAGUACGUGCAAGGCCAUGCAAGUCGGCAUCACGUAGCGUUAACGAGGACAGCUACUACAGCCAUGGCAGCUCUUCUUUUCACUCUUAACUCAGCGACAACAACAACUACUAACCGUAGACGAAACCCUUAUCUGCACAUAUAUAUAUGUAUAUCUAUAUAUAUAUAUAAUUAUCAAGGGAGGAAGAGAAGACGUGAAGUGAGCUUCUCAGGCAUCAUCGUCAUCAUCAACCUCAGUUGUGUUGUACAAUUCUGGAGGCGUUUUCCAUGAAAACUCGGUUAUUACAACUCUUUCUUUCAUCCUUCUUUUUUCCUUUUUCCGAUUCUUGGCAUGAAAACUCCGAUGCCCCAUGGUAAAGUUUUCCGGUGUACAGAAAAGUUUCUCCGCCCUCGGAAAAAACCCGCGGAUGGGAUCGGAUCGGAUCCUGAUCAUAUCGGGUUUUUUUUUUCUUUUUGCAAAAUUCUCUUACCAUGGUUUAUGUUUAUGUUGUGUAUCUUGGAUCGGUCGGAACAUUGUUGUAUCAUUCUUCCUGCCCUUUUGGGAGGGGAAAGGCUCCGGAGGUUUUUGUGUUCCUCCGGCUGCCGCCGGCAAAAAAAAAAGGUUUAUUUUCUCUUUUUA